GUCAGCGGUUUGGGUCAGAGCGGUGGGCGAAUGAUCUGUGUACUGAAUCCUGAAGAUACAGGCCGAGUGUCGCGCGGGCAGAUGUGCAGUGACCCGCCAUGGAGCUCAGAUCAGCUAAACUCGAUGUUUAUCACAUCUAAAGGCAAGAGUAGACAGAGUCCCUUCAUCUUCUCCUCAUUUGGAAAGCAGCAAAGAAGCACUGCAAAUGGAGAAUGGAGACUGGGGAUACAUGAUGACGGAUCCGGUCACCCUGAACGUUGGAGGUCAAAUAUACACCACUUCGUUGUCUACUCUGCAGCGUUACCCAGACUCCAUGUUGGGCGCCAUGUUUCGCGGAGAUUUUCCUACAGCAAGAGACACCCAGGGAAACUACUUCAUUGACCGCGAUGGACCACUGUUCCGCUACAUCUUGAAUUUCUUAAGGACAUCAGAACUGACUCUGCCGUACGACUUUAAAGAGACGGAGCUGCUGCGUAAGGAGGCUGACUUCUAUCAGAUAGAGCCACUGAUCCAGUGCUUAAGCGACACCAAACCGCUCUAUCCGUUGGACACCUUUGAACAGGUGGUGGAACUCUCAAGCACUCGGAAGCUCUCAAAAUACUCCAACCCCGUGGCUGUCAUCAUUACCCAACUUACCAUCACCACCAAGGUUCAAACUCUGCUUGAAGGGAUCUCAAACAACUUCACACGGUGGAAUAAACACAUGAUGGACACCAGAGAUUUUCAGGUAUCCUUUACCUUUGGACCUUGUGACUACCAUCAAGAAGUGUCCCUCAGGGUCCACCUUGUGGAGUACAUCUCCAAGCAAGGUUUCACCAUCAGGAACACACGUGUACAUCACAUGAGCGAAAGAGCCAAUGAGAACACGGUGGAGCACCACUGGACGUUUUGCCGGCUGGCACGGAAGGUCGAAGACUGAUUACUUUUGCCAAGAUGGUCUAGAUGUUUGCCCAUAAUAAGGGAUCGAGGCAGCUUAUUGUUGGUACAGUGAUGUUUCCCUCAUUGCAUGUUAUGGUUGCAUCACUGAAGCAUAUAGAUGUGUACAGUACUGCGCAAAAGACAGUGGCCACUUUUGAUCUACUUAAUUUCUAGUCAGUCUGCAUUUAAGAAAUAGAGCAUAAAACACAUUACACAAAUUACAGUUACACAAAAGCUCCACUCUUUAUCACAGAUUCCACUCUUUUCAGGAGACUCACUUUCAGUUUCUUAAAGAAAUCUGCAGACACACCUCCAAAGUUCAGUCUUAGAAGUUGGUUGAACAUUUUCUGAAUUCCAACCACAUUUAGUGAUGUUGAGGUCUGGACUCUGAGGUGGUCAGUCCAUUGUUCAGCGUCUUUGCUUGAUGUGUCUCAGUGAGGUUCUUCUUGACACAGCCGCACAUCCUUUCAGACCCAUAGU
Molecule: messenger RNA, 1398 nt
Organism: Pygocentrus nattereri (red-bellied piranha)
Lineage: Eukaryota; Metazoa; Chordata; Actinopteri; Characiformes; Serrasalmidae
Gene: kctd6a
Product: potassium channel tetramerization domain containing 6a
Exons: 3
Coding region: 206-919 (237 amino acids)
Biological process (GO): protein homooligomerization
Molecular function (GO): protein binding
Source: RefSeq, a predicted model, not a curated record